Molecule: messenger RNA, 3123 nt
Organism: Folsomia candida
Lineage: Eukaryota; Metazoa; Arthropoda; Collembola; Entomobryomorpha; Isotomidae
Product: exosome complex exonuclease rrp6-like
Exons: 2
Coding region: 498-2159 (553 amino acids)
Biological process (GO): nuclear polyadenylation-dependent CUT catabolic process; histone mRNA catabolic process; nuclear polyadenylation-dependent antisense transcript catabolic process
Cellular component (GO): nuclear exosome (RNase complex); nucleolus
Molecular function (GO): 3'-5'-RNA exonuclease activity; nucleic acid binding
Source: RefSeq, a predicted model, not a curated record
GGUAAUAGAAGAUUUUCUAUUUAGUGUUUUUAAACUUUUAAAUCUAGUAAUUCCGUCAAAUUCAGUUAAAUAUAGUACGUUGAAGUAAAGUUUUUCGAAGAAAAGUAAUUUUGAGAGAAAAGAGGCAUUUUGUAUGAAAAUUUGUGAUUUAUGUGUGAAUGUGUAACUAAAAUCUGUUUCGUUUAUUAAGAAUAUCCCUGAUGCUUGAGCUCAUAACCAAUAUUUCAAAUUCCGAGAUAACGGCAAUCCUGAGACUUACCAGAUUUGGCGUGGAGACGACAUAUUCCCAAACCCGACCAAUUACCCCAGAGGACAGAUUAAUCCCAAAACUUGAAUUCGAGAUAGAAGUACUGCAGUGGGCAUUGGACCAAUUUGAGAUCCACAUCGCAACGGCUGGCGAAAUUGCACACAUAAAGACGGGAAACACCUACAUUGACCUAUCCUGCAAGUGGGCGAAAUCUCGUUGAACUGGUCAUCUCAUCAGUUUUUCUCCGAAAAUGUCACGAGAGGAUUUGUUCGCUCUCGACGGAGGUAAUUCGUUUUCCUCUGAUAUUCACGGUGGAAGCCAAUUCUCCACCGCUUCACUCACGAAGACGCAACAACGCAAAAUCGACUAUAUUAAGAAACUCAAAAUGUUCAAGAAACCGUCAAUCCCACAGCGAUGUCAAGAAUACAUUAAUCGUCGUAUUAUGUUAAAUAAGUUACUAUUUUUUGAUAAAAUUGUACACCCGUAUUAUGAAAGAGUUAUGUCGUUUAAGUUAAGCCCAGAGAAUUUGGAAAUAAGGAAAGUAGAUGAAGGAAAUGUAAUGUUAAUUAAUGAUGAAAAAAGAUUUAAGUUUAUGUGCUCACAUUUGUCACAGCAGAAAGAAAUAGCAAUUGAUACCGAGUUUGGUAAUAUGUAUUUUUAUAGAGAAUGUAUUGCUUUAAUUCAGAUUUCGAGUUAUGAUUAUGAUUUCAUAGUAGAUCCAUUUUUAGUGUAUCCUUUUAUGAAAGAGUUUUUAGAGCCAAUUUUUCUGAAUGAAAGUAUUUUGAAGUUAGUUUUUUCGGAAAAUGAUGUACCACGAUUUCAGCGUGAUUUUGAUAUGUUUUUUGUCGGAGUUAUAGAUUUACAGUCAGUUUAUUGUACUAGGUUAAGUAUUAAUCAGAAAGAAAGUUUAGCGAAUGUAGUUAAAAAUUUAUUAGGAUUAGAGUUAAAUAAGGAAUAUCAAGGAUUCUAUUGGAUUACAAGACCGUUACCAGUUAGAGCGAUUGAAUAUGCUAGAAAAGAUAGUAGAAUGUUGUUAUGCUGUUGGAAUAAGUUCAAGGAAAUGUAUGGAACCGAAAAUGUAAACCUGAAUGAGUCAAAAUUAAUUUGUAGUAAUGUGUAUAAGUUCCCUAAAUGUAAGAAAACCCCAAUUUCUGAUUACACAAAAUUAAUAUCAAAUGGUAAAAAUAUUAUCGUAGGAAAUAAGUUUGAAAUUUAUGAGAAAAUUUGGAAAUGGUGUAAAGAAGUAGCUCAGAUUAGAGAUCAAAAUAGAGAUUUUAUAACAAAGAAUCAAACACUUAGAUUAUUACAGUUGGAAAAAUUUAAUUUCGAAGUUGUCAAGAAAAUAUUAGAUAAAAUACAAGAUUCAGAUAUCAAAAAUUUAUGUUCAAUUUUAAAUGAGAAAAAGCAGAUAGAUAUGGAGUGGAUAGAAAACGAGAGAAAUUUUGAAGUUAUGGAAGGUAAUUUUAAUUUUGAAGUACCUCGUGGAGGUUCUGUCGAGUUUGUAGAAUUAGAAGAACCGGUAGAUGCAUUGGGCACUCCCGGACGUUUUAACGAAAUUUCGGAAGAUGCAUUGGGCACUCCCGGAGUGGUUAAAGAUGCGAAGGAUGCAUUGGGCACCCUCGACAUGGAAAUACAUCAACCUAUCAAAGAUGUUAGUAAAUAUUUUAAAGUUCUCUCAGUUUCUACCGAACCAUGCGUAGAAGAGUUAAAAAGACAACGGAAAAUUAGAAAUUAUCAGUCUAGGAAAAAUUGGAAAUUAAAGUUUAAAUUGGAAAAUGAGGAGAGACUUAGAAAAGGGUUAUCACUGUUAAAAAAGCCGUAUUCCAAAGGAAAAGCUUGGAGAGAAAGAGGAGCCCUUAGAAAACGCUUAGGGUUACCAAUAGGACCGACCACUUUCACCACAAGGAGGUGAGAGGGGGCUUUUUUGAAGGGGUGAUAGUAUAAAUGUAGACAUUUAUUAUUAAAUAUUCAUAUGUAGGAGUAAUCAAAUCAUCUAUUGAGUGGUUUGUAGCUAACACCAGACUAAUAGGAAAAUAGACUAAUAAAAGAAUACAUGGUACCAACACAAGUUAAUAGGAAGGCUAAUACGUAAGAGUGGUCACGUACGCACUUUCUACCUUACUCUAGUUAUUUAUAUCUUGUAAUAGUUACUUAUAAAGACAUGUCUUGUACAAUUCGGGGGAGUCUUCGGUUGAGCUUCGGCUGAGGAGCAUCUCUUGGCUGUGCUCCAGCUUAGAAUUAAUAAAUACUUCUUGUUCCUGUUAAACUCCAUUGUGGCCACACCGUCCCUUAUUCCGCAUACGGGGGAACAUUCAGUCACACCCACUACCUACACCCAAACAGGCUUCAUUACUAUAGGCACCGCCAAUAAACAGAAGGAUGGCCCUUGGAUUCCCAGCAGAGGAUUGGUUUGAAUAGACGGAUAAGGCAUUUUAAGGCAUUAUUUAUUUAGGCGAAUAGCGUUACGGUCAUUAUUAUGAUAAGAUUAGGCUGAGGGUCUUGCAAUUUCUGUGGAGAGCGAUUACAAAUACGUAUCUUACUGAAGCUUGCUCAUAUCUUGUUAUCUUUUGGAUAUGCCGUAGGACACAAUACGUGCAUAAAAACCUAUACGUUGUCUUAACCCAGAGCCGAAUUUUCGCUCAACAAAGCUACUCAAAUGAUUUUAUACCACCAAUAUCUCCAUACUACAGAAUCAGCGUUAAAACUGAAAUUUACAGCUAAUUUUGCCAACUUAUGUAACUACUUUGGUUCGCAAGGUUGCCACGAAUUUUAUCCAAGGGCACUAAAAUUAACGUAAUUAGUACUAUCAAGUAUUGGGAAUGAUCAGGCAACUUUGCCCUUGUGCAAAUUCACAUAUUUAUUGUUUACACCAGCCA